GGCAAGCCGGUGACGCUGCCGAAGAACCUGACGGCCGAGCAGCAGAAGCGCGUGGACCGCGGCUGGGCCGACAACGCCUUCAACCAGUACGUCAGCGACAUGAUCUCGCCGCACCGGAGCCUGCCAGACGUACGCGACGACAAGUGCCGUGAGAGCAAGUACGCGGCCAACCUGCCCGACACGGCGGUCAUCAUCUGCUUCCACAACGAGGCGUGGUCGGUGCUGCUGAGGACAGUGCACUCGGUCAUCGACCGCUCGCCGCCGCACCUGCUCAAGCAGGUCAUCCUGGUGGACGACUUCUCCGACAUGGAGCACGUGGGCAAGCCGCUAGAAGAGUACAUGGCGCAGUACCCGAAGGUGAAGGUGGUGCGGGCGACCAAGAGGGAGGGCCUGAUCCGCGCUCGUCUGCUCGGCGCCCGACACGCCACCGCCGACGUGCUCACCUACCUCGACAGCCACUGCGAGUGUACCGAAGGCUGGCUGGAGCCGAUGCUGGACCGGAUCGCCCGGAACCGGACGACGGUGGUGUGCCCCGUGAUUGACGUCAUCGACGACACCACGCUCGAGUACCACUACCAGAAGGCGGCCGGCACCUCGGUCGGCGGCUUCGACUGGAACCUACAGUUCAACUGGCACGCGAUUCCGGACCGGGAGAAGCGGCUGCACUCGCACCCCUCGGAGCCGGUGGCGUCGCCCACCAUGGCUGGCGGCUUGUUCGCCAUCGACCGGCGCUGGUUCGAGACGCUCGGCACCUACGACGAAGGCUUCGACAUCUGGGGCGGCGAGAACCUCGAGCUCAGCUUCAAGACUUGGAUGUGCGGCGGCCGGCUGGAGAUCGUGCCCUGCAGCCACGUGGGCCACAUCUUCCGGAAGCGCUCGCCGUACAAGUGGCGCUCUGGCGUGAACGUGCUGCGCCGCAACAGCGUCCGGCUGGCCGAGGUCUGGAUGGAUGACUACAAGAAGUACUACUACCAGAGGAUCGGCUUCGACACGGGCAACUACGGUGACCUGACGUCGCGCAAGGCGAUUCGCGAGCGGCUCGGCUGCAAGUCGUUCCGCUGGUUCUUGGACAACGUCUACCCGGAGCUCUUCAUCCCGGGCGAGGCGGUCGCCAGCGGCGAGGUGCGAAACCUGGCGAUGGGUGGCAAAACAUGCCUCGACUCGCCCGCCCGGCGAAAGGACCUCCACAAACCCGUGGGUUUGUACCCCUGUCACAGCCAGGGUGGCAACCAGAUCCGCAACGAGGUCACAAAUAUUUGCGUGGACUCGCCGUGCGAUCCGAAGGAUCUGUAUAAAGCGGUGGGAACGUACCCGUGCCACAAGCAGGGCGGGAACCAGUUCUGGAUGCUAAGCAAGGAGGGCGAGAUUCGACGUGACGAGGCUUGCAUGGACUACUCAGGCUCUGACGUCGUUCUGUACCCGUGCCACGGCUCCAAGGGCAACCAGUUCUGGGCGUACGACCCCCAGACACAUUUCAUCCAGCACGGUUCGAGCAAAAGAUGUUUGGGCGUCAGCGCAGACAAGAAGAAGCUCACCAUGGAGGAGUGCUCGCCGCUGGAGCAGAGGAUACGGUGGAAUUUCCAGAACUACGACGCGUCCAAGUUGUUAUAGCAUUUGUGCAUUAUAUCUGUUGGAGAUUGGGGGCGUUGGGGUUGAAUAGGGAAGAAGCAUGAAAAUGCCAUACUCAAGCACCGGUCGACCGUGGAGCAAACUACCGAUUCUCCAAUUCGUCGAAAGGUGUCACUUCUUUUCCCGCCUUCUAUUCACCGGCCACUCUACACAUGCAGGCUAGCCCUCUCAGGGAACAGGCGAGACCUCCUUGCGGGACAUCCUGUCGUCGGACCGGGACUAGAGAGGCGCAUGGGCGCCUUCGAACCCUCCCUCCGGCGAACGGACGACUCGCUGAUGCUGUCCGCUGUUGCGUUGCGAGAGGGAUGGCCAGGUGGACCUAGUGACACAGACCACGAUAGACCCAGUGCUGGGCGUGCGCGUGUGCGUGCUGUUCCGCCGCGUCGUUUGGGCUGAGGCCUGCGCCGACGGCACGGAGGCACCGGCAGUGACGACUCCAGCGGGUUUGCAGCGAGCUGAUCGGGGCGCGCAUGCCCCCGCGGAGAGAGCGGAGAGGGAAGAGGUGUGAGCGCGAGUGAGAGCGAGCGAAUGGCCGACUACCGUUUCGGUGAGCUGGUGCGUUGUCUUUCAUCGUAGCUGCUGUCCAGCUGGGCGGCUGGUGGCCGGUGAACGGCGGCACAGGGCAGCGGUCGCCCCCAGGAACACGUGUGAACUGUGAUAGCUAGGUUUUGUACGGCGCUGCAGGCGGACGUCUGGAAGGACGGCGGAAGCCAUCCGCGUCUCUCGUCCAACCGGCCGGAUCCGUUCGAGACCCAAUAUCGUCCCAUAUCAUAACCACCGGCAACUUACAUACCGUGCGCAUAUCAGGCCAGUGAAAGCCGACCUCGAGAACAUUCCUGGAUUUGCGUUUGAAUGCCGUGCGGUGCAUGAUGUGUCAGGCUCGCGCACGCCCAGAGCUCCAAGCAGCCUUGCGUGGAAUCAGUUUUGCCGGUCCCGCACUGUGUUAGUUUUGCCAAUAAGGAUUUUUUGCCGCUCUACGGACGUGGUGUUUGCCUCCGUCGAUUUCGGCGGCCGAUCAAGUUCGUGUGGUCGCUUUUGUAUGCCGUGUUUGUCCUUGUUUGUCCUCGCCCGUGCAGCAGCGUCCUGAGGAGCCGACCGCUUCUCAUCCUGGCAGACUAUAUACAUUGACAGCGGUCUUG
Pollicipes pollicipes is the source of this 2768-nucleotide messenger RNA. Its product is annotated as putative polypeptide N-acetylgalactosaminyltransferase 9. The coding region runs from base 100 to 1611 and encodes 503 amino acids. The record is from RefSeq and is a predicted model, not a curated record. The transcript has 13 exons. Gene Ontology annotation, biological process: protein O-linked glycosylation. Gene Ontology annotation, cellular component: Golgi apparatus. NCBI's taxonomy places the organism in Eukaryota, Metazoa, Arthropoda, Thecostraca, Pollicipedomorpha, Pollicipedidae. Gene Ontology annotation, molecular function: polypeptide N-acetylgalactosaminyltransferase activity.